Molecule: messenger RNA, 8333 nt
Organism: Eriocheir sinensis (Chinese mitten crab)
Lineage: Eukaryota; Metazoa; Arthropoda; Malacostraca; Decapoda; Varunidae
Exons: 1
Coding region: 1152-3311 (719 amino acids)
Molecular function (GO): protein binding
Source: RefSeq, a predicted model, not a curated record
UAAAGGUUGAACGUGUUCAGAGAACAUUUGGCAACGUGUUCCCGUGUGACGAGCCGCUCGCCAGCCCUGCCACUGCCUGUGCGACCUCCAGUAUCGCGCAGGAGCUUGUGAGAGUCGCGCGUACAAGCGUCUCAUACCGCUGGACGCCAGCGCUCUCCCGAACACUCCGCGCUUCCCAUAACUCGCAUGGACUUUCCACUAUUUAAGGGUUGACCAAAGAGGCGCAACAGUGUGCUUGUGAUUGUAUUAUAUUAUAAAAGUGUCCCGAGCAGUGUGAAACAUUUUGAAUAAGCUGUAUUAUAAUAUGUACAGGCCUGCGAGUCGUGACGGACUGACACACUGCAUAAAAGUUACACAUCGAUAGACGGUCCCGUGUACGGGAGAAAACGACAUUAACGGGACACUGCCGUCCUGCUGGUGCGCCCCGAGGCCCGGCACACAGUGGAAGCCGUGUAAUACAGUGAAGCGGUGCCUUGACCAGCACGACUUACAGUGACAGCGGCAGCGGAAGUCAGGCAAAAAGAAAGUGUUUAGUGGCACUCGCCCCAGCGCUGUGCCGCCCGCCGCCCGAGCACCAGGGCACCUUCCUGUACCUGUAUCGCCAGGUGAGAUAUGUGACUGACGGGAAAAGAAAAUUUAAAUGUGAGAGUGAAACAAAACAAAUAUAUCAGUGUAAGGAAACCAGAGGUUCGCCUCAGGCCUAAGCAGCCCCGGUGCGUCGUGAGUUGUUGUCACCGGAACAAACACGUAAAAAAGAAAAGCGAAAGUUGUCAAUAAUUCUCUCCGGCCGAGCAGUUGUGCUGCCUGUGAAACUGACUCGUAAGUGGCUGACUCGUUCUCGUGAGAACUGACAACCAUUGUUCCUUCUGAGGUGAGACAAAUCCUCUUACUGCCUCUCUCCCCCCCUGACGAGGCUCCCCCUCCUCACUUCCUCCUCAUCCCGCCCUGCAUGACUGUGGACUGGACGCGUCACUCUCGUCCGAGGAGAGGGUCCAGACUCAUGUGAGGUGUGUGUCUGGAGCCAUUACUUGUCGUGUGGGAGCUACUGGUGGACCUGUGCCAUCAGACACCUGUGUGCGUGUGACUGAGCGUUGCAGUGGUCCGUGAUGCUGAUGUUGGGUUAUCGCCUAACCUGACGGAGAGAGACAGUGAUGGCGUCCCGGUGGCCGAAGGUUGGGGUUGUGGUGCUGCUCACGGCAGUGCUCGUGAUGGUGGUUUCCUCCAGCCAUUGCCCUUCCGUGUGUUCAUGUCGCUGGAAGUAUGGCAAGCAAACAGUGGAGUGCAAGGACCAACAACUGGCGAGUUUGCCUUCCGGAGUUGACGUUGAAACACAAGUUUUGGACCUGAAUGGCAACAAUCUUCAGACUCUGCCGCAAUAUGCCUUCAGGAGAGCAGGACUCAUAAAUCUCCAGAAAAUUUACCUGAGUGAUUGCAACAUUGGCAGUAUUGACGACACGGCCUUCGCCCAGCUCACCAACUUGGUGGAGUUGAACCUGAGUGACAACCUGCUGACGGAGGUUCCCGCCCAGGCCUUCUCUCACGUGCCAGCCCUGAGGGACCUGAAGCUUCGGGGAAACAGAUUGCGUGAGAUUCGCAGUGACAGCUUCGACCACACUCCCUCCCUGGUACGUCUUGACCUCAGUUACGCGGGCAUCAGAAAAGUGUCGUCCAGGGCCUUCAUUCACCUCACCCUUCUGGAGAGCAUUGAGCUCCAGGGUAAUCACUUGAAAGAGCUUCCGGCGGCAACUGUGCAGAGCCUGAAGAAAGUUCACGGCCUGGAGGUUCACGAAAAUAACUGGAUAUGUGACUGCCGAGCUCUGCCUCUGUGGCGGCUGCUGGAAGACGAGGAGUAUGGCGUCCCGCACCCGGUUUCCCCCUCCUGUGGAAGCCCGGAGCGAGUCAGGGGGAGACUCUUCAGUGAUCUGACGGAAAGGGAUUUUGCUUGUCCUCCUAAUAUUCGACACAAUGGUCGCAUCGUGCAGGGCGUUGCAGGGGAAAAUGCAACGAUUGCUUGUCCCGUGGACGGCCAGCCUCCACCCGAGGUGAUGUGGUAUAAGGGAGAGGCGCCUGUGGUGAAUGGCUCUGUGAUAGGGCUGGGUCCUCAGCGCUUCUAUGUCAUCACUGAGGGCAACAGAAACUUGGUGAGUCGCCUGGUUAUUACAGGAGCACAGGAGACAGACUCGGGGCCCCUGCGGUGCGUAGCCAUCAACUCAGCUGGGUCAGCGACCGCCAACUUCACCCUGGCGGUCACGAUGCGGGCCGCAACACAGGCCAAGCUGGGUUCUGGCCACAUCGCCGGGAUAUCAGUGGGCCUGGUGAUGCUGGCACUUAUCGCCCUUGUGGUGGGCUUUCUGAUCCUGGCCCGCUCCCGCACCACCGCCUCUCCCAUCCCCGCCAAGGACUCGCCUUCCACACCCUCCUCAGUUGAAGCCUCUCCAAAUGAGCCCAAUCCUGUACAGAAGCCUCCGCGCCUCACUGACGUCAACGGGUCGUCCGCCGCCUACAGGGCCUCCGCCUUAGGUAACCCCGAUGUAAUCAACGAGGCGGAGCGGGUCGUGCGGGCGGUCAACGGGCACCUCCCCAAUGGAACAGUGCAGGAGGUGAGCGAGGGUGGAGACUACACUCGCGUCGAGGGAGACUCCUUGUAUCCUAGUGGCCUCUGGCCUGAGGAAGGUGACUCUAAUGAGGCUGUGGACAACCCUGAGGCAUCCAGGGUCAUACACGAGCAUUUCAACCCCGGCUAUAUGCCCAACGACCCUGCCUAUGAUGGCUACGGUCCGCUUCACUCCACUCCGUAUCGGGCAGGUUACAGUUCUCAGGACGACGUUGAUCCUCAAAUAUAUGGUUACCCCGCUGACUAUGGGCUUCCUAUCCCCGAGGCAGGUAAUGACCCUCGGGGGACAGAGUGGAACAUGAGCAACCAUCGUGGGCCACAGGAGGAUGUUGAGCCGCAGCCAGACGCCUACGACUCGAGGCAGCGCCUGUAUGAGUCUCAGCAGGAAGUGUACAGCUCAGGGCAGAAUCUAAAGGACUCCAGCCAAGACUUGUACGGGGUAAUGGCGGGUCGGCCACCUGUCUAUGGCUACAGGCAAGAAGUGUUCGGGUCCCGGGAGCAUGUGCCUGAGGGUGCCGAGAGUCCACAGUCCCCAACACAGCCCCUGGGGGAGCGACCGUGGGUGCCGGGAUCCCAGGCGGCGCCGCCUCACGCUCGCGGGGGAGUGCAAGUUCUCCCGCCUCUACCAAAUGGCAUCGCUCGCAUCAAAGCUCGUGACUCUCCCGACGAGGGCUACCAGGAGGGGACGGAGGUGUAGCGGGGUCGCAGGGCCCGUCAGCGUGGCGGUCCCUGCUUACUCCCGCCCACGCCCCCACACCCCUCUAGCUCGUCUGCACCUGCUUCCUCCAGCCCGUCUUCUCCCCACGCCUCUCAGCCCUCACCUCAGAGUCCCCAGAGUGACAAACGCCAGGAACUGAUGCGUGAUGCUGAGUGAAGGGACUCUGAGGUGGAACUCGAGUGGCCUGAGUGUCAGUCAGGGAUUGGCGAGGACUGGCGGCAGCGUGCCAGCGAAGGGAGUUUCGCGCUGCUCCGUGCCGCGUCGAGGAAGGACGGACAUUGCUGUAACCCUCGCCGGGAGUCACCAGACGUCUGAGUGUAAGUCUGAGAAGUGUUUGGCCGAGGAGCAGUGGUGGUGAUGUACAGAGCCGAGCCACGAUGUAUAUAUAGUGUAAACAAGGUACUAUUUAGUAAUUGUUAUACGGAGAAAGAAAAGACCCGAAACCAAAGUCUAAGGCAGCCGCGACCUUCUGUUUCCCAGGUGGUCGGGGUCAACAGGUCACCAGGUCGUGUGUGUGUGUGUGUGUGUGUGUGAAAGAGAGAGAAAGAGAGCAGCUGCAUAGUCUCGCCCGGGGCAGCUGCCCGGCACCAGCUGAAACUAACCUUCAACAAAUAUUGUAUCUAUCGUGCGUAAAAAUGACGUUGUAUUUGGUGUUAAUUGUGUUUCGAUGCUCCGAUUCUAUCCAUCUCGAGAGGCAAUGCAGAGGUUGGUUCUCGAGACGGCGGGUGGCACCUCCAGCGCCGCCUUUAUCAAGUUACUUCAAUAAUUAGGACCAAUAACUAUACUCGCUUUAUUAUUUCCUUAAAAUCCCCACCGACCACAGAUUUUUUUCUAUCUUUUAUAUCGGCGUGAAGCCCUGGAGGCCCCUCACCCUCUCCCUCUCGAGACCCUGAACCGCCGACCGCCCGUGGAGGGAGGGGGACGCAGCUGCCUCCAGGGGCUCACUCGAGGACAUAUACGAGUUUGCGUGGAAUAUUUUCGUGUGUAGUAAAGUUAAUGUUGUGGCAGAGCUGCCUGUCGUGCCGUGGAUGGGCAACUGGGGACGACUGACCUGCACACCCGACAGCCCCCCUCGACGACUGACCCGGAACUGAUGGCCAGCCCGGGCCGCGAGGGGCGCCGCCCAGCUGUGUGUUACUAGUGUCGGGAACUGAGGCCUCCAGUCUGACUUGCAAAGUAAAGUUUCCGAAGAGUAAUGGAAGAGUGGGUCUCUUAAUGGGGCUGAGGUACACAUCACUUGCGUCACAAAACCUCUACCACUCACAAACAAAUCUCAACUGUUUUAUUCAGUUACGUGACCUUCAAGCCUUCCUAGUCUACAAUCAAUAAUCCAAUCUUUACACAAAAUUUGCUUCAGAACUCACGUCAGUCAACACAAGGGAUAUGUUUUAAUUUUUAUCCAAUUACCUAUAGUUGGGUUGCACUAGAAGACAGACAGCAGGCGGUUCUGCUAACAUAGUGGCCUUCAUGCUGGCGCCUCAGACAUACAUGUUUUAAGUCGGGUCGUCGUAGGCGAGGCUGGCGGAACACGACGUGCCAAAUACAUCACCAUGAGUCCCCAUUGGCCCCCCGGCCGACGCGCGGCAGACGCAGUCACUAGACCCAAAGUUACAUAGAGCUUUAAAGCCCGGCCACAGGUUAUCCAGUUCGUUCAGGUGAGACGGAAGAGGGAAGGAGACCCACCUUGAAAUUAGCUCAAAGUCUGAGUGCCGUGAGUGGCUGGCGCGGAGUAAUUGUCAGUUUUGCUCCUCGCCAGUCUGACACGGAAGCAAGACCCCUUAUUUGUUUCUCCCUCAGAUUGCCUCACGUCAGCUCCUCAUAACUGCCUGAAAUCAGAAUGAGAGGCACGGUAAUUGCUGUCUAAUGAACUAAUAUUAUACUGCUGGACUAUAUUUGGGCAGUGAUGAUACUUGCACUAUUCUUGCAUGACGAAAUUUUUCUUAUUAGAUACGAGUGCAGCCAUAAAGCCAGAUGAUGGAAUAAUUUACUAAGAGAUAAUAACCGACACUAACAACUUUGAUACCGGGAAGGAUGGGGGAAGGGAGGGAGGGUUUAACAUGGAUGGUUGGGCUUCAGGGCAGAAAAAAAGUACCGUCACAUUGAAGCUCACAAAAGUCAAGGGAAAAGGAAAACAGGAACAAAAACUAGAGAUAUCAAUAUGUACGUACUACUGAUAAAAAAUAAGUCAACAUAACCUGCUCUUCUACUUAAUGCUUCAUAGACUAAUCUAAAGAGAGAGACAAAGAGCUGAAGGGGAGCUGGAAGGGCCUUUCAUACGAGUCCUCUGGCGUGACUUCUUACCAUCAAUAGCAGACAGUCAAUACAAUAGGAGCCGCAGGUCACACCACAACCACCGCCAACACCGCCAUCACCACCACCUCGAUGAAGCCUUUUUUACCGCGAUCUAAGGAGUCAAGGCUGCCGUAACGGGUCGGGGUCAGGCAAGCGUUCCCCUUAAGUCCUCGAAUGGCCACAAUUUGCUGCAGUAAGGCGCCGCGAUCACUACCCCGCCCUGCUCUUAAGGUCUGAAUGGUCUGUUAUUGAAGGGCUGCGACGGGUGGUGAGAGGUGAGGGUGGUGGUGGAGGAGGCGGGAGGUGGUUGUAGGGGUGAGGUUAGUGGUAGGUUAUCAUGUGUGUGUGUGUGUGUGUGUGUGUGUGUGUGUGUGUGUGUGUGUGUGUGUGUGUGUGUGUGUGUGUGUGUGUGUGUGUGUGUGUGUGUGUGUGUUUAAGGCUGGCCAACAGCACGAUGGCCACAAAGGAAUCCAUUAAUCAUGCUCUCUCUCUCUCUCUCUCUCUCUUCAUCUAAGCAUGUCAUACACACACACACACACACACACACACACACACACACACACACACACACACACCAUUCUUAUAGUCUCGAUUCAGCAGAGGGUGAGGUUGGCUGAGGAGGAAGAUAGGGUGGGGAGUGAGGGAUGGGGGGGGGCGGGGGGAAGAGGCAGAAAGGGACAGUAAAAAGUUAUUGAGGUUGGAAGGAACACCGGGUCGUAUUCGUUAACAUGUCGGCGCCUAAGGACACAUAUUUGACAACGUAUGAGUUUUGGGCAUUUCCAGCGGUAGUUUGAUGACCCUGGUGAUAGAUUGACCCUUCUUUUGUACCGUGAACUUACCAAAACACUCAUUAGAACCCGAGUGAUCUACUUUUAGGCUUUUGGAAAUAGGUGAUGAGAGAGGCGGAAGCGUCUGAAAAUAUCAACCACAAUAUUUCACCAACGAAUAAGACUUGAGACAAACGAACAUAUGGUGUGGCGCCGCGGACAUUUGUUUACUAAAGAACAAAUUAGUGUGGCCGCGCACCUGAUGAACGGCGAUUGUCAGCUGUGAUUGGUGGUGAUUGGAAGGUUUUAAAGGCAAUAAUUAUAACUCAUCGGCGCCAAGUCUUAUUAAUUGUAUUUGUUUUAUUCUUUUUAUGUUUCGCUAAUUGUUUGAUACGUCUCGUUUUCCUCUCUUGGUUUUAUGUGUAUAUUUAUUUGUUGUCGUCGUCGUCGAAGUCAGCACUGCAUUCAACAAAGAAAAAAUAUAUAAACAUAAUUGAACAGAGAAAUGGAUAUCUGUAAUUCUGACACUCUAUGACCUCUAUAUUAUAUUCAUUGACAUCCAUAUUAACCGCUACUUCUACUACUACUACUUUUACUAUGACCGGCAGUCCUGUAUAUGAUGAUUCUCGUGGCAUAGAUGCAGUAAUAACGACAGUUAUAGCACGAAAAAAUAAUAACAAUAACAAUAAUAAUAACGUAAAAUAAUAAUGAAUAAGUGACACAAAGAAAUCAGUGCACACCGUUGAAAAAAAGAAAAAAAUACCGAUUUAGUCCGACCCGCUUGGUGAACCACAUCAAUAAAUGAGCGUCACUGUUGAAACCCACAUUACUCAAUCGAUUCAUUCCCUCGCCGUCACCUUCACCGGAGCCUCCCCUGCAGCGCCGCCUCGUGAGACUGGCCACCUCACUCCUACAGACUAUCGCUUCUCACUUCAACUAUUUCUAAGGGCCGAACGGAGAUAAAUCGGGCUCUGAUGAGUGUUUUUUUAUGUUCAUGGUGCAGAGGAAGGGUUAAACUAUCACAAGGGUCAGAAGACUACCCAUGGAAAUGCCACCCCCCCCCACACACACACAACUCCUACGAAAGCCUUGUCAGAUGUGUGUGCUUGAGAAAGAGAUCAGUCAGAUUCCCACGAGUGUUUUUUUUCUCGUUUUGGGGUCAGAAGCCUCGUCAAACUAUCACCGGAUCAUAACGCUAUCCAUGGAAACACCCGCCACAGCUCCUACGAAAGCUUUGUCAAAUGCGUGUGCUUGAGAGAGAGAUUGAUUGGUUUCUAAUGGGCGCUUUUUUCCACGUUCAUGGUUCAGAAGCUUCGUUAAAUCACCUCCACGACUGUAAAACCACCGAUGGAAAUGCCCAAAACUCCUACGAAAGCCUUGUGUGCUUGAGAGAGAUUGAUUGGGUUCCCAUGAGUGUUUUAUUUUCCGGUUAAUGGCUCAGAAACUGUCAAACUACCACCAGGAUCACAAAACUACCCAUGGCAAUGCUGACAACAACUCCUACGAAAGUCAUAUCAAAUGUGUGUGUGUGUGCGUGUGUGUGUAAGUCCCGACAUGUUUGAGAAUAUCGUCCCUAGAAACAUACAGAACACACCCACACGCCCGCUAUGUCAGGACACAAAUAGAGUCACUCAGUCGAUGUGGCGCAAGAGAACGGGGAGGUUGUGACGUGAGUUCUCGGAAGUGGGAGGCGAAGCAGGGGAAAGAUGAGCAGGAGGAGGAAACCUGAUGUAAAUUAAGCGAUGUAGAGGAUGAAACAAGAGGGGAAGUUAAUACCCUGGAGAGCUGAGUGUGUUUGUGUGUUUGUGUGUGUAUGUGUGUGUGUGUGUGUGCGUGUGUGCGGACGGUAUACCUCGUUGGGAUUACACACACACACACACACACACACACUUUCUCUCUCAUUAAAAAUUCGUGACAGUAAAAAAAAAAAAAAAAAAAAAAA